This is a messenger RNA of Acinonyx jubatus (cheetah), 2829 nucleotides long. RefSeq names its product zinc finger protein 567 (gene ZNF567). Gene Ontology annotation, molecular function: RNA polymerase II cis-regulatory region sequence-specific DNA binding; DNA-binding transcription factor activity. The transcript is spliced from 6 exons. The record is from RefSeq and is a predicted model, not a curated record. Lineage: Eukaryota; Metazoa; Chordata; Mammalia; Carnivora; Felidae. Gene Ontology annotation, biological process: regulation of transcription by RNA polymerase II. The coding region runs from base 168 to 2198 and encodes 676 amino acids.
GUAGUUCAAGGCUGGAAAAGCCCGGAUGUCGAGCGCGCGCAAGGAGGCUGCGGCUUCAAAGACUGAGCCGCAGAGACACUUGGGAGGUACAGCUCGCGCUGGAGUACGCAGGCGCAGACCGCUGGCCAGUGGUCGAAGGAUGCGAGUUGAUUUGUUUUUGAGACUGCAUGCGACUUUGGAGAGACGAUAGAACUGCCUCUUUUCCAAAGAGGAACCUAAAGGAAGACUGGUCACCUCUUGCAAAUCUCAAAACCAUGGCUCAGGCAUCAGUGUCAUUCAAAGAUGUGACUGUUGACUUCUCUCGGGAGGAGUGGCAGCACCUGGAUCCUGCUCAGAAGACUCUCUACAUGGAUGUGAUGUUGGAAAACUAUUGCCACCUCAUCUCUGUAGGGUGUCACAUGACCAAACCUGAUGUGAUCCUCAAGUUAGAACGAGGAGAAGAGCCAUGGACAUCAUUUACAGGUCAUACCUGCUUAGAAGAAAAUUGGAAAGAUGAAGACUUUUUAGUGAAAUUCAAGGAAUACCAAGAUAAGUUUUCUAGAUCAGUUGUAUUCAUCAACCACAAAAAACUGGUUAAAGAGAACAGUAAUGCAUAUGAAAAGACAUUUACUUUAAGCAAAAACCCUAUUAAUUCAAAAAAUCUACCUCCUGAAUAUGAUACUCAUGGAAAGAUUUUUAAAAAUGUUUCAGAAUUAAUCAUCAGUAAUAUAAGUCCUGCAAGAAAGAGACUUAGUGAGUAUAAUGGAUAUGGGAAAUCACUUCUCAAUACUAAACCAGAGGCAGCUCAACCUGGAGUCAAAUCCCAUAAUCAGCGUGGCAGGGUUGUCAGUCAUAAUGACGUACUUAUACAAUAUCAUAAGGUGGAAACUCAAGCACAGCCAUUUGGAUAUAAUGACUGUGAGAAAGCCUUCCUUAAAAAAGGAGAAUUAAUUACACAUAAUAGAGCUUACAUAAGGGAAAACCCAUCUGAAUACAAUAAAAGGAGAAGAACAACCAAUAUUGAAAAAAAACAUACAUGCACUGAAUGUGGGAAGUCCUUCUGCAGGAAGUCAGUAUUGAUUCUGCACCAGGGAAUUCACACAGAGGAAAAACCCUAUCAGUGCCAUCAAUGUGGAAAUUCAUUUAGAAGGAAGUCAUAUCUCAUUGAUCAUCAAAGAACUCACACAGGAGAGAAACCCUUUGUUUGUAAUGAAUGUGGUAAGUCCUUCCGUCUAAAGACAGCCCUCACUGAUCAUCAGAGAACACAUACAGGGGAAAAAUCAUACGAAUGUCCACAGUGUAGGAAUGCCUUCAGAUUGAAGUCACACCUCAUACGUCAUCAGAGAACUCAUACAGGAGAGAAACCAUAUGAGUGUAAUGACUGUGGGAAGUCCUUCCGCCAGAAGACAACACUCUCUCUACAUCAGAGAAUUCAUACAGGAGAGAAACCCUAUAUUUGUAAAGAAUGUGGAAAGUCCUUUCACCAGAAGGCAAACCUUACUGUACAUCAGAGAACUCAUACGGGGGAAAAGCCCUAUAUUUGUAAUGAAUGUGGAAAAUCAUUCUCCCAGAAGACAACCCUCGCUCUUCAUGAGAAGACUCAUAAUGAGGAGAAACCCUAUAUUUGUAAUGAAUGUGGGAAGUCCUUUCGCCAAAAGACAACCCUUGUGGCACAUCAGAGAACGCAUACAGGGGAAAAAUCCUAUGAAUGUCCUCACUGUGGGAAGGCCUUUAGAAUGAAGUCAUACCUCAUUGAUCAUCACAGAACUCACACAGGAGAAAAACCAUAUGAAUGUAAUGAAUGUGGGAAAUCCUUCAGUCAGAAGACAAAUCUGAAUCUGCAUCAGAGAAUUCAUACAGGAGAGAAACCCUAUAUUUGUAAUGAAUGUGGGAAGUCCUUUCGCCAGAAAGCAACUCUCACUGUACAUCAAAAAAUACAUACAGGACAGAAAUCCUACGAAUGUCCUCAGUGUGGGAAAGCCUUUAGCAGGAAGUCAUAUCUCAUUCAUCAUCAAAGAACUCAUACAGGAGAGAAACCAUAUAAAUGUAAUGAAUGUGGGAAGUGCUUCCGCCAGAAAACAAAUCUCAUUGUACAUCAGAGAACUCACACAGGAGAGAAACCCUAUAUUUGUAAUGAGUGUAGUAAGUCCUUCAGUUAUAAGAGAAACCUCAUUGUCCAUCAGAGAACUCACAAGGGAGAAAACAUAGAAAUUCAAUAAAUGAUGUGAUCUCUUUGUGAAGCCUUUCCAAGUUAUUGUAAAUUUUUAGUUUAAGGGAAAAAAGCAUGCUAAAACAUUUUAAUAAGGUAAUUUUAAUCACAAAUGUAAUAAUAGUUAAAGUACCAACCACAGAACUGUCUGCUGUUUACUAGCACAUGUAAUAGAUAUGAUCAUUGUUAUCGAACUUUAUCAGAAAUGAAGCUAAUUUUUUAAUUUUUCAAGUUCUGUUCACUUAGAUUAUUUUUUUAAAGUGCUUACAUAAUAUAUGCAGAGACAAGAUACAAAAUGGUUAUAAUAUCAGUCUCCAUAAAAGAAAGAAAAUAUGAAAUAUAUUUCUCCUUGUGCUCUGGAAUAAAGAAUAACUGUUAUUUCCCCAAAGAUUACCAUGUCCCUGGCUUAUAACAUCAUGAAGCAGUCUUUGCAUGUCUAAAUUUUAUGUUUUAUCAUAUAUCAUGAAUUAUUUUGUGUCUUGUCUCAACAUUUUUAAGAUUCAUACAUUAUUGCAUGUGGCAGUAAUGUAUUCAUUUUCAUUGUGCAUACUCUUCCAUUUUAAGAAUAUACCACUAUUUAUCCUCUUGAUGGAUGUUUGUAUUUUUAUAAAUUUGUGUUGUAAUAAAAAUACUGCUCUAAA